GAACUUGGAACUAGAAAGUCAGUUGGAACACCAGCUCCUGGAACAGUGUAGAGCCUCACGCCUCUGGAAGGGGACCACUCACAACCAACCAGGAAGACUUGCAAGACAGCAAAAGACAAACAAGCAAGACAUAUACCAAAAAAAAGGGGCAAAACGCUUUUAAAUAAAGCUUUUAAAGGAUUUGAACAAGCUCCACUCGUCUGGAAUGAGGAUGUGGACAUGGCUGGUCUCUCUGCUGCUCCUCACCCUGGGAGUGGCUCAAACCCAGAGAUCUCCCCAGGAGGCCUUCAUGAUGCAAUACUUUGAGCGGAGACUAGCCCAGCUGGAGGAACGAGUGAACCUGUGUGAGCAGAGGAGCCAGCGCGUGGACCAGAAUAUCUAUGCCUUCACCACAGAGGUGAGAGGUCAGCUGGCCACCAUGGACGUCCAGAGGCUAGAGGUGAAGAGCCAGGUGGAGGGGGUGGCCAUGCGGGUGGACAGGGUGGAGAGGGACGUGGAGUACCUGGAGAACAAGGUCCCCAACCAGCCACACAUCGAGGUGGAGGAGAGCGUGCAGGAGCAGCAGCUGAGAGACGCUCAGCUCAGCCAGCUGAAGAGGAAGGCCAAGAUCACAAAGGGGACGGACUGCAGCACCAUGCUGACGGGGGUGAAGUCUCUGAAGAUCGUCAAGAAGGCCGGGGACGUCGACGGCUCCUGGCUCAAGGACCCCACCAAGGGCUCGGCUAAGAUCUACUUCUUCAGCGGGACCAGGAACAGCACGGUGCUGGAGUUUCCCUCCCUCAAGGUGUUCACCCAGGUCAACUCCAGUCAUCGAGCCCUGAGCAUGCAGCUUCCCCAUCCCUGGCAGGGAACAGGACACGUGGUCUAUAACGGCUUCCUCUACUACCACAAGGCCGACACGCCCAACAGGAUCCUGAAGGUGUUCCUCCAGAACCAGACAAUAGUUGACAGCAUGCUGCUCCCUGGAGCUGGGAGGCUACCUGUCUACUCCCUCACCCCCCAGACCUACCUGGCCCUGACCGUGGAUGAGCUGGGCCUCUGGGUGCUCCAUGCGGACCCCGAAUUCGGCGGCAAUCUGGUCAUCACCAAGCUGGACAAGGACAGUCUGGCGGUGGAACACACCUGGGACACGGCCUGCCAGAGCCGGGAUGCCGAGGGGGCGUUCCUGACCUGCGGCACCCUCAACGUGGUGUACAACUCUCGCUACGGAGGCAGGUCGAGCGUCCAGUGCCUGUACGACAUCCACGACACCAUCCACCACAGCGAAGACAACCCGCUGGUGUUUUUCCCCAAGCGCUACACCAGUCACUCCAGCCUCAACUACCACCCCAAGGACAGGCAGCUGUACGCAUGGGACGAUGGCUACCAGACGGUCUAUAAGGUGGAGACCAAGAGGAAGGUCGACUCCGCUUGAGGGGGA
This is a messenger RNA of Hypomesus transpacificus, 1420 nucleotides long. RefSeq names its product olfactomedin-like 1 (gene olfml1). The transcript has 4 exons. The record is from RefSeq and is a predicted model, not a curated record. The coding region runs from base 206 to 1414 and encodes 402 amino acids. Lineage: Eukaryota; Metazoa; Chordata; Actinopteri; Osmeriformes; Osmeridae. Gene Ontology annotation, biological process: signal transduction.